UAUAACCAUAACGUUUCAAUAUUGAUAUUAUUUCUAGAAUUAUGCGUGAAAGCAAAGAUGUCUUUAAAAGUUAUACAUAUUGGAGUUUUCGUUAUUCUCGUACUCAUGUCGUCCACAAUAUCGAAAUUGAGCCAAAUGAGACAAUUUUGUCUGAGAUUUCAAAAAAUAUAUCGCUCGUGAAUCAUCUAUUACAAGAUUUGAUGAAAAAGUACGAACUACUUAAACAUUUAACUCACACAGAGACGGAUAAUAUUAGCCACAACACGAAUAAGACUUUAAAUGAUUUCAUCAAAAUGAAGUCACAUUUUAAAAUCAGAGCAAAUAAUAAGAUAAAAGAGCCAAAAAAGACUCUUAGUGCAACUGAAUCUUAUAUAGAUCAAUUAACUGAAGACAAUGUCAGUGGGAUACAUAAGAAAAAAACCCUAAACGGAAAGAAAACCAAUGUAAAGAGUCAUUAUCGUCCAGGAGAUACUAAGGUCCAGUUAGGAUACCCUCUCAAAUCAGAAGGUAAGACUGUAUUCUUUACUGAUGAAUCAUCUGAAAAUAAUACGGAAGAGAAAAAUUACAAAAGGAAGCCAAGGGAAAAAAAGGUUUUCGGUAUAAAGGACAGUAUUUCAUCAGAUUCGCAAGAAGAUACAUUUGUAACAAAAAAAUCUCAAAGUUCAACAACACAAAAGAAAAUUAAAUUAAAAGAAAACCUUAAGCACAAAACGAUAACAACUCCAAAAGAUUAUUUAGAUGACGGAAUACUUAGAGGUAAUCCAAAAGAAAGUGAAGAAUCAGAAGAUGUAAAAAAAGUGUUAGUGAUUCAUUUAGAUAGUAAGAAAAAUCCUAAUGUAAAUCGACUACGACCAUCUAAUCCAAACGAAGUGAAAAUUGUGUCAACAAAACAGAAGCAACGCACAACGAAGUCAACUACUCGUAUGUUUAAAUCGGAUAUUACAGCCGACCCUAAUUCAGAUUUAGAAGAUCAUAAAGCGUUGCAAGAAGAAAUUUUAAGAGCGAAAACACUACGACAAGCCCUCGGUGAUGCCUGCAUCAUACUUGUUAAUAGGAAAUGUAAAAAGGUAUUAAAAAAUGUCCUAAAGGAUAUCUGCAAGAAGGAUAAAAGAUGCUCAAGUAAUUUCAACAAAGAUUUUACUGACAACGGAAUUGCUGCUUGUGACGAGGAGUUUAAUAAUCCAAAUGGAAAAACAGGCCGAAAUGUUCAUCAUGAUAAGCAUUUUAGUGAUUAUAAUGAUGAUGAAUCAGAUGAUGAUCGCGGUCAGGAUGACGACGAGGAACUGACUGGGGGUAUUUAUUUACAUGAUUUUCGAAUGAAUUGUAUAAAUCCCCACAGCAAGCUCUAA
Molecule: messenger RNA, 1349 nt
Organism: Cydia strobilella
Lineage: Eukaryota; Metazoa; Arthropoda; Insecta; Lepidoptera; Tortricidae
Exons: 5
Coding region: 42-1349 (435 amino acids)
Source: RefSeq, a predicted model, not a curated record